Messenger RNA from Zea mays, 1505 nucleotides. RefSeq names its product transcription initiation factor IIA subunit 2. Lineage: Eukaryota; Viridiplantae; Streptophyta; Magnoliopsida; Poales; Poaceae. The transcript is spliced from 4 exons. The record is from RefSeq and is a predicted model, not a curated record. The coding region runs from base 966 to 1346 and encodes 126 amino acids. Gene Ontology annotation, cellular component: transcription factor TFIIA complex. Gene Ontology annotation, biological process: transcription initiation at RNA polymerase II promoter.
AUGUUCAAGGAUAAUAUAGUAAAAUAAGAUCAGGAAAUUCAAACUAGACGGGCCAUAAUGGCGUUAAUAUAUGUAUAGUAGACAUAGAUUUCAAUGCUGGAAAUCAACAUGAGUAGAAGAUGCAUAUAUUCUUGAGGUCAUGAUUAUUUGCCGGUUUCUAGAUUAUCUGACCCAAACCGUCCUAUUGCCCGUUUCUGGAUUAUCAAUCUCAUCCAUAAGCAGAAGAGGGGCCCUUAAAAGAUGAGAAUAUAUGGUCAUUUGAACCAAAGCUUUAGCUUUCGUGUUGGGAAUCAUAUCAUGUUCCCUGCAAAAUCAUCUGUAGGUCAGGAAGGAGGAUACUAUUUAUUAGAUAUCUAAAUUGAGCUUCGUUCCCUCUCCUCCUCACCUAGCUACAACAAAAUGUUGUUCUUCCUUGCAUUUCCCUAACUUCUCUGGACUAAAAAUGCGACUUUUUUAUCACAGAGAGAUAGAGAGAGUGGAAGGCACGACAUAGUGGUAUUUACUAAUCACAUACUAAUCAUCAUGGAAUCAUCAUGAGCAUCUCAAGACCCCAAAGACAAAUGAACCAGAUCCAGACCACCACAUCAAGUAGAAAUCAAAUCUGAACUUUUUCAAGGGGUACAAAGCUUCCAGCUAGCAGUACCUGAUGAGGUGGCGCCCUGAACCAGAAGUACCAGGAGCAGAUCGUUAGACUGCCUGUAAAAUCGACCGAACCUCACAAACAAGGCUCCAAAACCCACCGAGCAUCAACUUUGUUGUAGGCUCAGGACGUGCUGCUAUACUCACGGGCGCGCGGGGAGGUUAGGGUUUCGGAGAAAACUUGGGGAUAAAGCUGGAUGCAAGAGGGAGAGGGAGGGAUAGAGAGGAGGAUACAUCCUCACCGGUGAGAGGCGGUCGACGACGCGAGGAGAGGCGGCGGCGCGAAGGGAGGCGACUGCACGAGUGGAGGCGGCGUGAGGAGAGGAAUGCGAGGGAGUUCACACGGGGGAGACGAUACCGUCACGAAGGCAUCGGGGAUGGCCACAUUCGAGCUCUACCGGAGGUCCACCAUUGGCACCUGCCUCACCGAGACGCUGGACGAGCUCGUCUCCAGCGGGGCCGUCAGCCCGGAGCUCGCCAUCCAGGUCCUUGUGCAGUUCGACAAGUCCAUGACUGAGGCGCUGGAGAUGCAGGUCAAGAGCAAGGUCAGCGUCAAGGGCCACCUGCACACCUACAGGUUCUGCGACAAUGUCUGGACCUUCAUUCUAACAGAUGCAACCUUCAAGAGCGAGGAGAUUCAAGAAACACUGGGAAGGGUGAAGAUCGUGGCCUGCGAUUCCAAGUUGCUGCAGCCUCAGCAUCCAUAAAACAAGAGUCGCCUGCUCCAUACAUGUUCACUGGCGCCACCCAAACCUUCCUAGUUCAUGUGAAUUUUUGCUCCCUAUGAACUUUUUCCUAGAGUACCAUGGCUGUCAACAUGUUAUCCGUACUGAAAUAUGGAAUACAUGGUUUUGCUUUUUCUUUCU